Messenger RNA from Opisthorchis viverrini, 237 nucleotides. RefSeq lists its product as hypothetical. NCBI's taxonomy places the organism in Eukaryota, Metazoa, Platyhelminthes, Trematoda, Opisthorchiida, Opisthorchiidae. The annotation marks the transcript as partial. The record is from RefSeq and is a predicted model, not a curated record. The transcript is spliced from 2 exons.
AUGGCAAUACCCUAUAGAAAUAACACUUUAGACGUCAUUAGAAUGAUUCUUCAAGAUCGUGAUACCCGAGCAUUCUUUCCAAAUGAUGACGCCAAACAACGAAACCAUGUGAGGGCUAAAGGCCAAAUACACAGCUCAGAUGGUCAGGCAGCUUCAUAUGUAAAUCGCGGAACGCAAAAGACACGUGAAGUGGAAGAGGACGGUAAGUUCAGACAUGACGUUCAUGCCAGAGAGAUU